UAUCCGUUGAAGAGCCUUCAAGACCUGUCACAACGGUUGAGACUGCAUUGAAUAAUAACACAUCAGAACAGCAGACAACAGAACAAAGCCAAACUACUCAAGGCAUGGACUUUUGGACCACUGUCCGCGACCAUCCUGUGAAGUUGCGGAUGACGAGUAAAGGUGGGGGUUCGGAAAACCCCAUCACCAUAGCAACACUACUACAGCAAACCGUCCAGAGGGUCCCAAACCACACAGCACUAGCUGUGAAGCGUGGUGGCGAAUGGAAAAAAUGGACGUACCGGCAAUACUACGAUGACGUGUGUAGAGCAGCCAAGAGCUUUAUCAAGCUUGGUCUUCAGCCAUAUUACAGUGUCGGGAUCCUUGGGUUCAAUUCUCCGGAGUGGUUUAUUGCAAAUAUAGGCACAACAUUUGCUGGAGGUUUAUCUACAGGAAUCUAUGCGACAAACACACCUGAAGCCUGUGAGUUUAUCGCCAGCAAUGCAAAGACCAAUAUAAUUGUUGUUGAAAACAAUCAGCAGCUACAGAAAAUCCUGAAGAUCAAGGCCAACUUGCCUGACCUUAAAGCAAUUGUUCAGUACACGGGCGAAGUGGCUGGAAGGGAAAAAAAUGUUUAUUCAUGGGCAGAGUUUAUGCAACUGGGAGGAGACGUUCCAGAUGACACCCUCAUGUCCAGACUGAAUGCACAGUCACCUAACAGAUGCUCCACACUCAUCUACACUUCUGGAACGACGGGCAACCCAAAAGGUGUAAUGCUUAGCCAUGAUAAUAUAACUUGGAAUGCAGUGGUUUCCUGCAAAGCCGUAGACCUGACGUUUGGUCACGAGGUGAUGGUGAGUUACCUGCCCCUGAGUCACGUGGCCGCCCAGAUGCUGGACAUCUACAUCUCCAUGGCUUGUGGAGGCUCGGUGUAUUUUGCACAGCCCGAUGCUCUCAGGGGCUCCCUAGCGACGACCCUGAAGGAGGUGAGGCCCACCUCAUUUCUCGGGGUUCCCCGCGUGUGGGAGAAGAUGAUGGAGAAGAUGAUUGCAGUGGGUCGCAACUCAAGCGGGAUGAAGAAAAAGAUCGCCAUAUGGGCCAAGGGUGUUGGACUGCGGGGGAGCUAUAACAUCAUGAAUGGCACUGGUUACCCGAUGUGCUGGGGUCUGGCCAACACUCUGGUUUUCAAGAAGGUACGCCUGGCACUUGGUUUAGACCGAUGCAAGUUUUUUUUCUCCGGUGCUGCUCCCAUCACCAAGGAAACGGUCGACUUCUUUCUCAGUUUGAACAUAGCUAUACAGGACAUUUACGGCAUGAGUGAAUCAACAGGACCACAUACAUUUUGUCGUCAGGGUACUGGGAACAGAGUAACCAGUGUUGGUUAUUCCGUGCCAGGGAUCCACACUAAACUCGCCAACCCCGAUGCGGAAGGAACGGGUGAGGUGUGUAUGUAUGGUCGCCAUGUCUUCAUGGGGUACCUGGAGGAGGAGGCGAAGACGAAGGAGACAUUAGACAGCGAUGGAUACCUGUUGACAGGGGAUCUUGGACGCAUAGACAAAGACGGCUUUCUCUUCAUCACAGGCAGAAUUAAAGAGCUGAUCAUCACAGCUGGUGGGGAGAACGUGGCCCCGAUCCCGAUAGAGGAAGCAGUGAAGGAAUGUCUGCCGUGUGUCAGUCAGUGUAUGCUGAUCGGAGACAAGAAGAAGUUUCUGUCCAUGCUCAUCACUCUCAAGACUGAGGUAGACAUGGAAAGCCUUGAGCCGUUGGAUCAGCUGACGAAGCCGGCGGUGGAGUGGUGUCGGUCGGUGGGGAGUGCAGCGACGACGGUGUCAGAAAUCAUUGGCAGUCAGGAUGUGAACGUCCUCAAGGCCAUCCAGACCGGCAUUGACCAGGCCAACGCCCGGUCCGUGUCCAGGGCUCAGAAAGUCCAGAAGUGGUCCAUCCUGCCAAAAGACUUUUCCAUACCUGGAGGGGAAUUAGGUCCCACGAUGAAGCUUAGAAGACCUAUCGUGAGCAAGAUGUACUCAAAAACCAUCAACGCUUUCUAUGCCGACACAUGAAUACUGUGAUAAAACGUUUUGCUCUUUAUACAAAUGAAACUGAUAUACUGUAAUGCACUUACUGGUCCAAUUGUGUUAGGAAAUAUCAAGAUUGGCCACCUGUACAUUUGCUCAUACAUGUAGAUCACCAAAACAAACCCAUGAUUGUGUUGGUUAAUUUGCAGUUGAUUGAAAGAGAAAUUUCAAAACAAAAUCUCAAUACAAGAGAAAAUGUGUUGAGUGCGUCGUUAAAUAAAACAUAUCCUUUCUUCAGAGAUAGCUGUUGGUAUCAAUAACCAUUCACAUUGAUCUCCAAAAACUGUUAGCACUGAUUUCAGAAAACUUGGAUCUCCAAAAACUAUCGGCACUGAUUUCAGAAAACUGGCAUCUUUUUUGGAUCACUAUCAGCAUUACUUUUAGACAACUGGCAACAUUAAUUUCAGACAAACUGUUAAUAUUGAUUUCAAACUUGGUGAACACUGAUUUCAAACAGCCGUCGGUAUUGCUUUCACUGAUAAUGUUGUCACUGAUUUCAUAAAACCACACACAUUGCUUUCAUACAACUGUUGGCAUUAAUUUUAUACAGCUUUUGAUAAUUAAUUUCAUACAGUUUGUUGGCAUUGUUUUCAUACAACUGGUGGUGUUAAUUUUAUACAGCUUUUGAUAAUUAAUUUCAUACAGUUGUUGACAUUGUGUUCAUACAACUGUUGGCAUUAAUUUCAGACUCCGGUUUGUGUUCAUUUAAGCCGUUGUAUUGAUUAAAAAAAUGUCAAGUUUAAGGAGAUCGAACAUAAUUUCGUUUUUUGCGGGAUGUUAACACAAGUGCCUCUCUACAUACCAUCAGUUUAUUCUGAGGGGUGCGAAAUGCCAUGCUCCUUUAUUAUUGAACAAACUAUACGUCUAAAUUUCAGUUACAUGUAAGAGAUGAUUGAAAGAUGUUGCAGAUUGUAUAUUUCACAAUUUGAAGGCAACCUAAUUUACAUGUAUGACAAGAUUAACAAUAACAGUUAUGUAAAAUAUGUAAAAAAAACUUAACCUAUUUUUCUAUAAUUAUAUUCUUAGAGCUGUAAGACGUGUUUUUCUGGAAUUUUUACAGACUACUGCAGCCCAUUUUUUUAUACGAAGAAUCAAACUAUUUCAUGUACAUAAUAUAUUCGAAAGUAAUUGUACAAAGAACCUUUUUUGUAUGAAAAACAUUUCAAUGUUAUCAAAAAAAUAAAAUUUGUGUUUCAAUUUAAUUAUUUUUAACAUUGUUCGUAUAAAUAUAUAACAAUAAUAAUUUAAUUUUGUCGCAAAAAAUGUUUUGCUCUAGCUUGAACACAUUUGGGUUUUUAACUUUUACUUGUGAAGUGCAACCUCUCAAAACCAGACCCUCUGUGAACUGGAAUUCCCUCAAAACCAGACCCUCUGUGAACUGGAAUUCCCUCAAAACCAGACCCUCUGUGAACUGGAAUUCCCUCAAAACCAGACCCUCUGUGAACUGGAAUUCCCUCAAAACCAGACCCUCUGUGAACUGGAAUUCCCUAAAAAAUCAGACCCUCGUGAAACCAGACCUUUUACUUGUUUUGAGGGUGCCCGGUUUAGAGGAGCUUUAUUGUAUCAUACUGUUGUGGCUCAAUUUGUAUCUUACAUGAAAAGAAGAUCAUUUAUUAGUUUAUUUAUUUUGAAAAUAAAUGUCAUUACAUCCGAGAAAUUAUGUCAAUGGUUAUAAAUCAAUAUUGCUGACGGCACGUCGUCAUGUUUGUCUAUAAUUGCUCUCCGUGUGUCCCUGUUGUCUCCGAUUAUUUCAAGGAGUAAUUUUGAGGAAUGUUUUUAUACUCUUCUGGAUUUGUAAAGAAAAAUGAAGUCUUGAUGUAAGCAUGCAGGUAAAUUCCCAGCAUGAAUUAUUACCUCUGUGAGCUGCAGUGCAAGUUGAUAAUUAUGCUUAUUCAUGAUCUGAUUUGUUUGUGUGUGUCUGUUUUUCUUAAUGUUUUUAUAAUAAUUUGUCUCAGGGAUCAGAAUAUUGAUUUUUAAAAAUAUUUAUAUUUGUACAUGUAUUAAUAUUGUGUAAAUCUGUUGUGCUAAAUCAAACUGAAAAAAACAACAAACCUUUGUAUAAUAUUACAUGUACUUACAUAAUCCAUUGUGGGUCAGAAUAUGUUGGGUUUGCUUUCUUUCUGGGUUUUGUUUUUCUUCUCUUUUUUUUGUGGGGUGGGGAGAAGAUAGCCAUGAAUUUUGUAUUCAUCUAGUAUCAAAAGAUUACAGUAAUAUAUAUUAAUAAUAGCUCUCUUUUUUUUAAUAUUUAAUAUUUUUUAUUUGUUUAUGUAACAAAUAUGAUAAAUAUGUAUUGUAUUAUUAUUUUGAAUCAAACUUUAUUUUCA
Messenger RNA from Gigantopelta aegis, 4378 nucleotides. Its product is annotated as long-chain-fatty-acid--CoA ligase ACSBG2-like. Gene Ontology annotation, cellular component: membrane; endoplasmic reticulum. Bases 105 to 2039 code for a protein of 644 amino acids. Gene Ontology annotation, molecular function: long-chain fatty acid-CoA ligase activity. The record is from RefSeq and is a predicted model, not a curated record. Lineage: Eukaryota; Metazoa; Mollusca; Gastropoda; Neomphalida; Peltospiridae. The transcript has 15 exons.